AUGGCUCUUUCAGGCGUGCUGGGGAAGAGGGUUACAGCACACAGGGAAGAUGAGGACGACCUGGAAGAUGAUUUUUCAAGUUCUGAAGAAUUGAACUCCCCGAGUGAUGAAGAUGACGAGGGCGAAGAUGGCGAGUCCGAAGAUGAAGAAAUAUCAGACGACACCUCUUCUGAAGCCAAUGGAAAUAAUGAUAUAAAAUCCUCGCUAUCACAAAUAUCCUUUGGAGCUCUCGCAAAAGCUCAGCAAUCUCUAGGACCUCUGAAAAAAGGAGCAAAAAGGAAGCACGGAGAUGAAGACGAAGAAGAAGACGACAACGGAAAUACCAAGUCUAAGAAAUCCAAGUCAGACGCCCUGAAUGAACUCCGCGAGCGAAUCCGAAGAGCGAAAGAGGAAAAAGCUUCCAAGUCAAGCGAAGCGCACCAGGGAGAACCGUCGGACAAAAAACAAAAGGAAGCUCGCUCUUCCAAGCAUGCGCCUGCCGUCCAAUCGAGCAAAUACGCUGUCAGUCGUCGACGAGUAGUUGUUGAUGGAGAAAAUGUUGCACAAGUCAAAUCGAGAGAUCCACGGUUCGACAGCGCAGUUCAAAGUUACAGCCACAGCACCAAAUCGUCAUCUCACUCGACAUCUCAUUCUGACCUAGCAGCGGUCAAGAAUUAUGCAUUCCUGAACGAGUAUCGGGACGCGGAGCUAAAGGAGCUUGAGGACAAACUACGUCGUAGUAAGAAUGAAGAUGAAAAGGUACGGCUGAAAAAGACGAUCACGUCUAUGAAAGAUAGGAAGAGAGCAUUGGAGCAUCGGGAGAGGGAGAGGCAGGUGCUAUCUAAACAUCGGAAGAAGGAGAGAGAGUUGAUCAAGGAAGGGAAGAAGGAGAAGGCGUGGUUCUUGAAGAAAGCAGAUCUGAAGAAAGAGGCUCUAAAAGAGAAAUAUGAAUCGAUGGGAGCCAAGGAGAGGCAGAGAGGCAUUGAGAGGCGGAGGAAGAAAGUUGCUUCUAAGGAAAAAAGGGAGAUGCCUAGGAGUAGAAGGGUGGUUGAGUGA
Molecule: messenger RNA, 1035 nt
Organism: Nannizzia gypsea CBS 118893
Lineage: Eukaryota; Fungi; Ascomycota; Eurotiomycetes; Onygenales; Arthrodermataceae
Exons: 2
Coding region: 1-1035 (344 amino acids)
Biological process (GO): maturation of SSU-rRNA from tricistronic rRNA transcript (SSU-rRNA, 5.8S rRNA, LSU-rRNA)
Cellular component (GO): nucleolus; 90S preribosome
Source: RefSeq, a predicted model, not a curated record